UGCUCGCUCCGAUGCCGACCUCGUCACCCUCACUUCUGCAGGGCGAGGCGGCCGAGGCGGCGGCGAGCUCCGGGCUCCGGACAGAGCCAUGGGGCAGGCAGUGACGCGCCGCCUCCAAGCCCGAGCCCGCGCAGCGACCAGCAGCGCAAUGGACCGCAGCGCUCCGGAUCCCGGACCCCGCAGCGCGCCCCGCACCUCCGUCCCGCAGCCCUCGGGCUCCUUAGGGAGGAAGCCAAAAGCGAAAGCACCACUUCCUCCUGCGGAGAUGAAGGGCAUGGGUGUCCCUUCUGCUGAGGAGCCCGUAGACUCGACUGCUGCCAUCAUGGAGCAAAAUGAAAAUAUGAUAGAUAAAGACAUUGACCUCUCAGUGGUCCUGCCUGGAGAUAUUCUCAAAUCGGCCACUGUUCCUGGCAGUAAGCCAAUGAUGGAUUUGCUCGUCUUCCUCUGUGCACAGUACCACUUAAAUCCGUCAAGUCACACGAUUGAUCUACUGUCUGCUGAAGAGAAUCUCAUCAAAUUUAAGCCAAACACACCAAUAGGAAUGCUGGAGGUAGAGAAGGUCAUUUUAAAGCCAAAGUCUCUGGACAAGAAAAAGCCUACACCGAUAAUCCCAGAGAAAACUGUGAGAGUAGUGAUCAACUUUAAGAAAACACAGAAGACCAUAGUGAGAGUUAGUCCCCAUGUACCGCUGCAAGAUCUUGCUCCCAUUAUAUGCAGUAAAUGUGAGUUUGAUCCAUUGCAAACAGUGUUGUUGAAGGAUUAUCAGGAUCAGGAGGCCCUGGACUUGACAAAAUCUCUUAAUGACUUGGGACUGAGAGAGUUAUAUGCAAUGGAUAUCAGCAAAGCCCCUUCUGUUACUGCCUUCCAUAAGUCAUCAUUCCAAGAGUCCUGCCAAAUAUCACAAACCCCAGACAUCGUGAAGGAGAAAGAAAACAGAGGGAUUUUCAGCUUUUUCCAACGCAGUAAGAAGAAGCGGGAGCAAACUGCCAGCGCACCUGCGACCCCACUAGUGAGCAAGCACCGCCCAUCUUUCACAAGGUCCAACACCAUUUCCAAACCCUACAUUUCCAACACACUACCCUCAGAAGGACCCAAGAAGAGGCGUGCCCCGCUGCCCCCCAUGCCCACAUCCCAGGGUGCUGUGCAAGGCCAAGAGAGGCGAGCUUCGUGUGUGGUGAGAUCCACCAGUGUGGAUGACAACGACAAGAGUUCCGCUGAUGGGGUCAUGGUGAGGACAGGGUCACUGCAGCUCAGUAGCUCGUCAGUUGGAACUUCGUCUCUGAAAAGAACAAAGCGAAAAGCACCCGCCCCGCCUUCGAAAACACCCGUGCAGCAGAAUGACACCAGCCUUGCAUCUGAUACUGCCCUGCCUCCAGAAGAUGGACUUGCCCCAGACAGCGCUGUGGAAGCAAACUCUCCUGAGGGCCUGCCCAGCCCAGAGGGCUCCCCUGGCCCCGGGUUCCUAAGCCAGGAGCAGUGCACUGUGCCCAAGCCGGCGGAUGAACUCUCGCUCUCUGAGGGCCCUGGAACUCCAGAGGCAGCUGUAGCAUCCUUGACAUCUGGUGUGAGCUCUGAUUACAGUCUUGAAGAGAUAGAUGAAAAGGAAGAACUGGGCGAGUCACCUAAGGCCCAGGCGGAAAGUGUUUCUGUGAAGUCACCUGACAGCCCUUUGGUGUCUACUGAUGUAGUGAACACGUUGGAGAAUGAGCCUGACUCGGCCCUCAGCCUCAGUGAUGGAGAGGCCUCUCCAAACUCCAAGGGAAAAAUCCAAGAAGGCAGAAACACAGAGGGACAAGAGUCACAUAAUCCUGUUGUAUGUGAUAUAAGCAAUGAAGACACAGUAUCUGACAGUAUAAGAGACUUGAAGACAUUGGGCCCAAGCCAGGAGAGUGUUCAAAAUGAAAUCAUGGUCUGUGCCACAAACACAGAUUAUACGAAAGACAGUCUGAAUAAAACAGAAACCUCCACAGAAAGCCAAGCCCCAGAGAAAGGCGUGGACGCGGAAGCUGAUAGACUGUCGGGCUUGUCUGCAAGUAGAACAGAUCAUGUUAAAAGCUCUAGGGAAAAUCAUCUAACGGCACCGUCUGGACCAGAUCAAAAAUUGAAUCAACCAAGUGUAGAAAAGACAAAAAUGCAAGAUGCAGCAAUUCAGGCCACCCCUGCCUGCAGCAGUUUUGAUGGGAACCACGAAGACCGUAAUUCGCCUGACCUCAAGGUUGAUGAAAGUGUGCAGACUUCAAAUAGCAACAGAUCAACUCAGCACUCCUCCUUAAGUCUCCAUGAUCCUGUAAAUGCCUCAAAGGCAUUUGGGAGUCAGGGCACCCCAAUGCCUGUCCAAGAUAGACUCCCCAUGAAAGAGCCAGCAUGUGUGUAUGGGAACAACGACCCUUUGUCUCCUGUAGAUGGACAUGAUAAGAAUCCAGCUGCUUCUUAUCUAAAGAAUCUUCCACUUUAUAGACAGGACUACAAUCCCAAGCCAAAACCUUCAAAUGAAAUUACAAGAGAGUAUAUACCUAAAAUUGGAAUGACUACUUACAAAAUAGUGCCCCCCAAGUCCCUGGAAAUAGUGAAAGAUUGGGAAUCAGAAGCAGCGGGGAAUAAAGAUGACCAAAAGAUGCCUGCUGAGGGGCAAAAGCAUAAGCUUGGGGAUAUGCAAGGAACAGCUGCGCAGACAGAAGCCCUUGUCACUUCCAAAGGCUCACAGGAGCCUCAGCCCGACCUUAAGCCAAAGCCGGGCUUAGGCACAGAGCGUCAUUUGCACAGGACUCUGAGCGUUGGUGCCGAGAUGAACCCUCCAAAACCUCCCAGAAUGACUAUGGACACGGGUAGCAUUCCUUUUGCACCAAAUUUGGAAGAUAUAAACAAUAUUUUGGAGUCAAAAUUUAGAUCACGAGCUUCAAAUCCCCAGGCCAAACCAAGUUCAUUCUUUUUGCAGAUGCAGAAGAGAGCAUCAGGUCACUAUGUGACUUCUGCAGCUGCUAAGAGUGUGCACCCUGGCCCCGGGCCUACCCCCAAAGAACCGACAACCAAAGAGGUGCAAAGGGACCCCCAGCCCUCUUCAGAACAGACUCUUUUUCCCUUAAGUGAACGGACUCAUUCUGCUCAGCUGCCCAGUCUUUCAAAAACUGAUGAUGACAGGAUCAUCCAGAGGCCUGCUGAGACCUCUCCUCCCCCUGUAGCUCCCAAGCCUGUGGCUCCUGCUGAGACCUCUCCUCCCCCUGUAGCUCCCAAGCCUGUGGCUCCUGCUGAGACCUCUCCUCCCCCUGUAGCUCCCAAGCCUGUGGCUCUUCCUGGUACUCAGGGAGCAUCGCUAAACCUGAAGACCUUGAAAACUUUCGGGGCCCCACGACCAUACUCCAGUUCUGGGCCCUCACCCUUUGCCCUUGCGGUGGUGAAAAGGUCACAGUCGUUCAGUAAGGCACGUCCAGAAUCCAGUGAGGGCUUCUCCACCCAGCCUGCAGACGCUGGGGAUGAAAAGACAAACGCAGCAAAUAAAUCUGCAGUGACUCCCCAACCCGAUGAUGUUGAUAAGCAUAAUAAACCUGUACAGAAUGAAAAAAGUUCUCACAUGCUGACUCCAGCUGACGGCCCAUCGUUCAUCCUUAAGAGACAGAGUUCUUUAACAUUCCAAAGCUCUGACCCGGAGCAGGUCCACCAGAGUUUGCUGACCGCAAUCCGUUCUGGAGAGGCUGCCUCCAAGUUAAAGAGAGUUACUGGUCCGUCAAAUACAAUAUCUGUGAAUGGGAAGUCAGGACUCAGCCAUACCAUGUCCUCUGAUGCCCAGGACAGUCGCUAACAUUACCCUGCGGUGACACACUUCACUGACCAUCUUUCUGCCUACGAAAUAUUGGCAAAUAUAUAUUCAGAUGUACAUUAAUAUAUAAAUCUAUUCAACAUUAAGCAUUUAUGUUAUGGGUUUAAUGCCAAAAGAAAAAUAACUAGAAUUUAUAAUUUAUAUAAUGUUUGAUCUUUUGGUCAUAACUAAAUAUUGCUGCUUUAGAAACUUUAAACAAGGUGUAAAUGACUUGUUUUUUUUUCACAUGGUAAAUAAUCACUGCUUAAUGAUUUUUCUUUUAUUUAUGGACAUACUAUGUACCAUGCAACAAAGGUAUAAAUUGAAAUUUACGGAAAUAUUGUAUGACAGAGAAACAGGCAAGCACAAACUAACAUUUACUGCCUCAGCAUUAGGCCGUAAUUAGAAACAUAAAUUAUAAUAAAACCUUUAUGCUGAAAGAUAUGGAAGACUAGUAAAUAAAUAAUGCUUAGUUAUUAUUAUUGAAGAAUCACUUAAUGUCAGAUUUAUUUUGUGCAUUCUUUAAUUACAAGUGAGUGCCAGAUCUAUAGAAAAUAAUAUUUUUAAAUAUAAUGCUUUAACCAUUAGAAGUUAAAGUGCACAAAGAGACUUUACGAUGUUUUCUGUAUAUAAUUAUGGUGUUGCCACAGAUAUUACAUAUUUUCUAAUGCCAGAAGUCUUAAAACAUUCCUGUGAAAAUGUUGAUAUGACAGUUAUUUCACAUUUGGUAUAUUGGGAAAAUAGGGGCUGGUUGAUGUCCACAUUUUAUACUUUAAAGACUAGUUAGAAGUUUCAAAAAUCUGAUUUAAUUAAAAUAAAAUGCUGAACUAGUCAUUUAUGUAGUCCAGAUGCUAAUCAUCUAAAUAGUAAUAUAUAUUUCCCUGAAAGCCAAAUUGGUUGAGGGAAACAAUGCUUGAUGUGUUGGCUUAUGGUGACAGUGAUCCUAGCUAGGGUCUAGAACAUCUUGGUGUCCUGAAUUUCCUUAAGAAUUUAAUUGUUCCUUUAUUCCAGAAACUCUUCAAACAGCCUGACACUGUUUUGACUCUUAAUAAAGCUACUGGGAUAUCUGCCAUUUUGACAAACGUGAAUUUUUUUCCAUUUAAUAAAAGAAAGAUAUAUUUGAA
Mesocricetus auratus (golden hamster) is the source of this 4917-nucleotide messenger RNA. It is a transcript of the gene Cobll1, whose product is annotated as cordon-bleu WH2 repeat protein like 1. The record is from RefSeq and is a predicted model, not a curated record. Gene Ontology annotation, molecular function: actin monomer binding. Lineage: Eukaryota; Metazoa; Chordata; Mammalia; Rodentia; Cricetidae.